CCAGGUGGCGCUGUAAGCGAGUAAACAGCUGCCUCAAGCGCUUACCGAAGAACACACGAGAGCUGCUUCAUUUAUCAGCGGAUAGGAUAACAUGCGUCUGUUUUAGAUUACGUUUAUUUGUUUGACGCAGAUUUGAGAAGUACUAACCACUGUUUCAUAUCUAGAUUAAGAGCAUAUGUAAAAUGGCCUCGAAUCCACCUGGACAAGGAUUUCAGAACAAAAACAGGGUUGCUAUUCUAGCUGAGCUGGAUAAGGAGAAGAGACGUCUGAUACAGAGUCAGUCGAUGAAUAACCCAGGAGCCAGCAUCCCCCUCUCUCGACCAGCAGUGAAGGAGUUCAGGGAUCAGGCCGAACAGCAGCACAUCGCAGCACAGCAGAAAGCAGCUCUACAGCAUGCACAUGCACACUCAUCCGGCUUCUUCAUCACUCAGGAUUCAUCCUUCGGUAACCUUAUACUGCCUGUGUUACCCAGACUCGACCCGGAGUAAAUCAACAUCAGCUACAUUGACUGACUUGCUACUCAAAGCUGUAAUGUGGUUAUGCUAGACUGUUUUCCAUUAAUGUAGAGGUUUCUGAUUUUGAGAUUGUUAUAUACUAGUAUUUUUUCAAGAUUUUAUAUAAAAGGUAAAAAACUUGA
This is a messenger RNA of Carassius carassius (crucian carp), 637 nucleotides long. RefSeq names its product ints3 and nabp interacting protein (gene inip). The coding region runs from base 183 to 488 and encodes 101 amino acids. The transcript is spliced from 4 exons. Gene Ontology annotation, biological process: DNA repair. Gene Ontology annotation, cellular component: nucleus; SOSS complex; nucleoplasm. NCBI's taxonomy places the organism in Eukaryota, Metazoa, Chordata, Actinopteri, Cypriniformes, Cyprinidae. The record is from RefSeq and is a predicted model, not a curated record.